Molecule: messenger RNA, 822 nt
Organism: Suillus discolor
Lineage: Eukaryota; Fungi; Basidiomycota; Agaricomycetes; Boletales; Suillaceae
Exons: 6
Coding region: 1-822 (273 amino acids)
Source: RefSeq, a predicted model, not a curated record
AUGGCAAGAUCCACCUUCAUAGACAAUCCUACGCCAGAAUCGCAGCUGACAAGGAUGGAUGAAAUUCGAGACCUUCUUCAGAACAACUUAAAUCAGCAGCCAUUGGUGGCGGCCCUCCCUCAUGAUGGUCCCAAUGAUGCUGAGAAGGUGGUGGGUAGGGAGCACAUAUAUCUUGAUCAGGAUUUGAUCAAUCAGUGGCUAAGCAAAAAGAGUUCAGAUGGUCACUGGCUCCUUCUUACGUUUCUCUUGAAAGUCAUCCUCCUGCGUGAGUUUACCAUCGCUUCCUGGUUGACAUAUGGCAUCAAGAAAUCUGACACCAUUCAUGGGAACGGGAGAUGUAGUACACCAUUCACACAGCCCACAGACGUCUUCGUAUCAGGAUGUGGUCACCUUUUCAAAAUUUUCAAAAGUGCGAAGGAUCGAAAACUGUGGUCCAUUGUGUUUCUCAACGAUGAAGGAGGAUAUCUCGAGGUUCCAGCAGUCAACUCACUUGUCUUGCGAAAGCUUGCUGCGGGUGACUGGUCUGUGUUUCAGCGAGACGUGAUCACAAGCAUGGGACCAUACCGUGACUGGUUGUGGACAAGAAGUGUAAUCAGGGUGCACAGCUGGUCCGAUGAAUCCUCUGUAUCAGAGGGCUCUGCGGGUGUGGUGCCCUCCAAUAGUGCUUUGAUGACCUGCUCUGCAUUCUUGAACACAGACCGCGUGAGGAGCCCCCAGAUAUACUUGAGCGAUUGGUUUGGGAAGCAGAAAUCAAGCGCUGUGAUGAAGCCCGAAGGGUGCACUUGUUGGAAUGCAACUGGCUGCACAUCAUGGAAUAACUAG